AUGCAUGCAAUUAGACUUGACCAACUCAACCAGCUAAGAACAAUCUUUGCCCGGUUCGACAUGGACUCCGACGGCAGCCUCACGAUCCUUGAGCUGGCGGCGCUGCUCCGCUCCCUCGGGCUCAAGCCGUCGGGGGACCAAGUCCAAGCGCUGCUGUCCAACGUCGACGCAAACGGCAAUGGCGCGGUGGAGUUCGAGGAGCUUGUCAAUGCCAUAUUGCCCGACAUGAAGGAGGAGAUAUUGGUGAACCAAGAGCAGCUUCUCGAGGUGUUCCGGUCGUUCGACAGGGACGGAAACGGCUACAUCACGGCGGCAGAGCUGGCGGGGGCGAUGGCGAAGAUGGGGCAGCCGCUGACGUACAGGGAGCUGACGGAGAUGAUCAGGGAGGCUGACGUGGAUGGAGAUGGCGCUAUUAGCUUCAAUGAGUUUGCAACUGUUAUGGCAAGAUCUGCCUCGGAUUUUCUAGGCCUUGCUUUGUCAUGACUAAAAACAAGUUGAUGAAUAUAUAUUCCUUUUUGUGUGAAUGUAAAUU
Messenger RNA from Morus notabilis, 532 nucleotides. RefSeq names its product probable calcium-binding protein CML15. The transcript has a single exon. The record is from RefSeq and is a predicted model, not a curated record. Lineage: Eukaryota; Viridiplantae; Streptophyta; Magnoliopsida; Rosales; Moraceae. Gene Ontology annotation, molecular function: calcium ion binding; enzyme regulator activity. Bases 1 to 483 code for a protein of 160 amino acids.